GACGAGCGUGCUACGCCCCUCAAGGCGCGAGCUCGCACCUGUGUCCAAUCAACCGCGCCCGCCCAUACGAGGGGCCUCCCAUUGGCCUGCUCAUGCCGGGAGGCGGGGAGAGGAGGCGGGGCGUCGGGCUAGCACCUGGCCAAUGGGAGCAUCCACCGCGCGGGCCCCUGGUUGCCCGGGAAACCUAACAGCUUGUGGUCGCUGUACAUCGCUGGGUCGGACCCGGCGAAAAUGGACAGCCCCUCCGAGCACGCUGGGGACACUGCGAGCGCAGGCGAAGACGAGGACAGCCUGACCUCGCGCCCGACCGAGAUCACAGACACCCCUGGCCCCCAAACCCCCACCGAAUCCGAGGAGCUGCAGCUCGAGCUGGAGGCGUCGGAGGAGGUAGAGGUGGAGGCUUCGGAGCAAGGCGCCGCCGCAAACGAGCAGCCCGCGGCCCCGGAAGAGCUGGCGGCCACCGAGGCUGCGGGCGAGGACGAGCCCGGAAAGCUGGAGAGGCCGGCCGAGCCCGAAUCCGAGCCCAAGGAGCCCGCCGGGGCCGGGGCCGAGGAGUCGGCCAAGCCGCGUUCUGAAGGCGCCUCAGAGGAGGCAGAGGACGAAGAGAAGGGCGAGGCGGAGGAGCCCGUGAGGAAGAAGAAAGCCUCGUUCUGGGCAUCGCCGCAGCUGACCACGAUCUCCGAGGAGGGGGCGGCGUCCUGGCGGGCAGACCGAGAGCAAGCGAGGCGCGAGGAGAAGGGGACGGACGAGGAGCUCGGGGGCCAGGGUGGGGACGGUCCCCAGCGGAAGAGUGAGAAGGAGCGGAUACACUGGAGCCUGGGCAGGGAGGAGGACGAGGAGUGGUCGGAGGAGGUGCAGAAGCUGCAGGAGCAGCAGCUGCGUAGCGAGCUCCUGGAGCAGUACCGCGCCCUGGUGGUGGAGCGCUCCCGCUACCAGCGCUACAACAUGUACCUGCAGCAGCAGAUCUGCGAGGCGCUGCGUAGGAAGAAGGGCCUGGACUCUGCAGCAGGGCCGCCAGACAAGGGCCCGGAGCCCGGGGCCCCCGAGAAAGAGCAGACGUACUGGCGCUAUCUGGCCACGCUGGAGGAGCUGAGAAAGCAGGAGCUGGACGACCUGGAGUGGUACCAGAAGGAGGUGGGUCGGCUGAAGCAGCAGUGCCAGGAGCAGCUGGCCGGGGUGCAGAAGGAGUGGCGCCACUUCCAGGCCACCAAGAAGCAGGUGGUGAUGCAGGCCAUGGGCAGCUGUCGCAUGUGGGGCGGGCGCCAGGCAGCUCUGCGAGAGGUGGAGCAGAUCCAGGCCCUGGAAGACAAAAAGGAGGAGGAGAUGAGCGCUGUGCGGCUGGAGAACGUGCAGCUGAAGCAGAGCCUGGCGCAUUUCAAAACCAGGAUGCGGGCCCAGGAGGACUUGGCGGAGGGGCUGCUCCUCAUCGACUUCGAACAGCUGAAGAUUGAGAACCAGUCCUUCAAUGAGAAGGCUGAGGAGCGGACUGAGGAGGUUCUGAAGUUUCGCAGCAAGGUGACCAGCAACGUGCAAAUCAUAUCCCACGCGAAGGAAAAGUUGCACUUCCUGGACAUGAGGAACGCGCACAAAAAGAUGGAGCUUUUGGGGAUCGAGGCUCAGGUGGCCUUGAGAAGGGACAUCCUGACCAAGACUAAGCAAGCCCGCGACAGUCUGCGGGUGGACAACCACAGGCUGAAUCAGAGGUGUGGGCUACUGGGCCAGGAGUCACUCCUCCGAGACUUGGAGGAGAAGGUGGACAAGACUGAACUGCUCAGCCAGCGCCUGGAGUCCCUGAAGCGCCACCACGCGGGGCUCACUUUGUCCUGCAAAGGCGUGAAGCAGAAGAUCAGAGAAGCCAAAGCCUUCCUCCCCUCCUGACCACGCCAGCCCAGCCAACUUUGACCUUCAUUCGCUUUUAAUCUCCGUUGCUGCCAUUCCUUGAGACCUGUUGUACUUGGGACACAACUAUAUCUUUUUCUCAUAAUUUUUCAACUUCUGAAUUAGUGCUGAGCCCAAACUUGGCUUAGCAGUUUUGUAUGGGAUUAAGCAAGAGAGGCCUAGAGAGACAAAAAUGGGUGAUUGAAUGUAAAUGACUUCUCACAAAAAGCUCUCAAAAAUCUUUUCCUAGCUGAGCAAUUCUGUAAUUUCAAGGAUUUAAUACUAAAAAAAUACUGUUCCCUCUUCUUUAUGUAAGGAGAUUUUAAAAGCUGAAUCAGUGGGCAGGGUACAGAAAAAUUCCUGUGUGUUAACCAAAGUAUUAAAUUCUCUUCGUACUACUAAACUGUGUAGUCCUAAAUCUCCCUCUCAACUAGAAAGUACAUCGCUAAUUCCCUUAAUCUUAUUUUGUACAUAAUCAGUACUGGGAUUAUUUUUAAAAAUCCAGAAGCUGGGCAUGGUGGUACACACCUGUGAUCUCAGCCCUCAAGAGGCUGAAGCAGGAGGAUUGCAGUGAGUUUGAGGCCAGCCUGAAUUACAUACCAAGAUCUUGUCUCAAAACAAACAAAAAAGUUUGUUUAAUAAAAUGCAGAAACAGAAGAGGUGAUCAACAGGAAAAGGAGCUGAUGUUCUAUCAUCUUCCUCUUCACUGGAGAAAGCUCAGUCUAGUUAUAGUAAUCAGUAGUGUCUGUUUCUGCCUCACUAACAGUCUUGAGUAGGAAUUCAACAUUUUCCUGGCUCCUCUGAGGAAAUGCACUGAUUUUCACACACAAAGACAUUUUGUUUUCCGGUUUUCAUUUUGGAAAACAAAAUGGUGACUGUAUUGUUCCACCAGGUGCAAAGAACAUGGAGCAGUGACCGCUGCCAGCACAGAAGACGGCCUGUGUGUUUAGCUGGGUGUGGAGCCAGGACAGAGCACCUCCUGUUCCCACACUGAAGUGGGUCAGGAGAAAGACAACCCGCUUUCGGUGCCGAACACUUACCGGAUGGCAGAAACCCCACUCUGCAGGUGGCUCAGCCGGCUGUCGGUUACUGGUGCUGUGUCUUUUGCUGACAUGGUUUUAUUUUCUAGUAUAUUCUCUCUGAAGUCAAUGAAAGUUCAGUUCUUUUUGAAUGCCAUGGCUUGAAUACACUUUUUGUGAUACCACAUGAACAUAAUGAGGGGAAUAAAAAACCUCUGACUUGGCUUCCAUUCUCCCUCUUUCUUGCUAUAACUGGCCUUCUACCCUGCCAUCGCAGCCCAGGUGAAACACCAAACCACUAGCAAAUGGAACUAUCUCCCUGUGGCUCGGUUCCCCUGCCGGGGACACUUCCCAGUGAAACUGGCCAUGGUGCUCAGGGUCGGGACCAAGCAAGUAGCUUUUGCUGGAAUGCUGCCCUUUAGCUCCUGGGUUCACUGCAGCGGAAUGUGUAUUUUCAGCAGAUUUUGACCUGGCAGCGGUUGGCCCCCUGGCCAGCCUGUAACCCGGGGACAGGCAGAUCCCUUAGAGCUCCGAUGAACGAGAAGUUUGCUGAAACUGGUGUUGCUUUUGGCUGCAAAGCAAGUGAAUCCUACAGCAACAACUACACAGUCACCCGUUUUCUCAUUACAGAACCUCGUGCUGGAGAUGGUACAAUUAAUUAGAAGAAACUCUUGGGCUGAUUACCUCCUAAUGUGGUUCUCUAAUUAGACUACAAGAGAGUAAUCAUGAGAGAGACACAUUCACAAACUGUUUCAGACAUACCUUUGGAGGCAGAAUCUGCAGACCCAAGUGCUCUCUAUCCCUGAGGUCGCCUCGCACAGCUGUCUGCAGCCCACAGAGGCCGUGUCCAGCCCCACCCAGCAAUCAGCCACAGCGAACGUCUCCUGGGCUAUCUUGCCCUGCUAAGACCAAGUCCCCGAAAGCCAAGGACUUGUCUCACCCUGGCCAGCAGCCAGCAUAGAAAAGUUGCUGAGUUCAUACAUCAGUGCAGUGCCAAACUCUUCUGUCUUCUGCACAGAAGUGCUCUUUGAGGGCCAGGGAAUUAGCUCAGUGGUGCUGUGCCUGCCUUACAAGUGCAAGGUCCUGAGUUUGAUCCCCCGCAUCCCCAAAAAAGUGUUCUUUGAAUGCCUAUAGUGGGUCAGGCAUUGCUAAGUCCUAUGCUGGGCUGGAAGAUAAUGACAGGCAGGAUGAGGAUGGCACUGAGGAGGGCAAGUGGUGAGGCCCAGACUCACAGUCUGGGAAGGGAAUGUCGGACCCAGCAGGGACUGCACGACCCAACAAGGCCCACUGCUCCAGCAGGGCUACCGGCAAAGUUAGACUUGGCUGCUGUCCUUGCCCAGGAGUACAGGGCCUGAAAACAAGGAAACACUUUUCCUCUGUAAGCAAAAAUCAAUUUUGGUGACUUACCCCUGCACUUGAGGCUUCUCAGUCAUGCAAGUGGAAAAACAUACUCUCUUUCUGCGUAAGUCCCCUGAAACCAUGAUUUAGGGUUUUGGCAUUGAGAUGGGGUGCCCGUCCAUAUAGUAAUGUCAGGGCCAAUGCACCCCAACUGUGCUCUUGUGAUGUGACUGUUCAGACUGCAGCAGAGUGAUGAGUCCCCGAACGUUGGGAAUGAAAAGGCAGCACGAAUCUCCCUCCUCCCAAGAGAUCCUCUAGUUCUUACCUAAAUAACCAGUGACCAUUCGAUCCCCGGCACCAAAAAAAAAAAAAAAAAAA
Messenger RNA from Heterocephalus glaber (naked mole-rat), 4613 nucleotides. RefSeq names its product cilia and flagella associated protein 184 (gene Cfap184). The record is from RefSeq and is a predicted model, not a curated record. Gene Ontology annotation, cellular component: axoneme; ciliary basal body. Lineage: Eukaryota; Metazoa; Chordata; Mammalia; Rodentia; Bathyergidae. Gene Ontology annotation, biological process: cilium assembly.